AAUGUCAUAUGUCAUAAUUGUCAAAAUAUUACACCAACCUGACACCAACAUCGUCGUAGUUUAAGCAGCUUAAAUUAUCGUAUUUUUAAGACAAAUUAGAUCUUUUAUUGUUCUUGUAAAGAUCGCCAUGUCAGACACCGAGCUGGACGUACCUUCACCUCCAAGCCUAAAGAACGCGAAUGCAAGUGAUGGGGACUGGAUAUGUGAAGAUUGUUCAAACUUUAAUUUCGCCCGUAGAAACACUUGCAAUAGGUGUGGAAAAAGUAAGUCUCAUAGCAUAGCUGCGAGUAAUAAACGUAAGUUAGGUACUGAAAUCGGUAAAGCUGCUGCUGAAAAGAGCAGGGGUCUCUUCAGUGCUGAUGAUUGGCAGUGUAAUAAAUGCGGUAAUGUAAACUGGGCCAGGCGGCAGUCUUGUAACGUUUGCAACGCUCCGAAGUUUGGAGAAGUUGAAGAACGAACAGGCUUCGGUGGUGGUUAUAACGAUAGGGGUAUCGUAGAAUAUAAAGAACGAGAAGACUCUGAUGAUGACUACGACGAGUUUGGUAGGAGGAAAAAGCGUCGCCAUGAUUCAGAAACAGAAGAUAGAGGCAAGAAAGAGAUUAGAAAGGAGAAAACGUAUGAUGAAGAAGAGGAGGAGGACGAGGAAGAUGACGACGAGGAUCUAUCAAAAUAUGACUUAUCUGACUGGGGAGAUGCAGGUACCGAUAAAAAUAAUGAUAAAUCAAAAUCUACAUCGCGAUCUAAUUCCCCUGUUAUUAAAAAAUAAACUAUUUUUACAAAAAUUAUGUUAGGUAUGCAGUAAUAUAUAAAAUGCAUAAUCUGUUUUUAAAAUUGUAACUGUUAAAAUAUCAGUAAGUUGUUUUAUAUGUGUUGACAGGUUAAAUAGGAAAAUAAGAUUUAUUUCUAUAAUUUUAGGCAUCCAAUUUUAAAGUAAAGUAGUGUUAAACAAAUUAGUACAUGUUAAAUCAGAUCUUUAAUGUCUCUCUUCAAUCCUGAUCCCGCGGAAGAGAUGUAGUGGUCGACAUGAUGUCAUGUAUUGUCUGUCUCUAGUCAAUUCUUUUAACUCAUGCAUAGCUUUUGCAUAUUCCUGUAAUUUUAUCGGUCCAUCUUGUUGGGGAUCGUGAUCUUCAGCCUUCCACUUUUCCUUUUUUGUGUUUGCUCCCAUAGCAUGUCCAAAGUAUUUUAAUUGGUAGAGAUGGACUUUACCGGAGAGUUGUUGGCUAACUUUUAGCUCUCUUAAAAUUGAAUUAUUUGUCCUAUAGUUUGUCUAAGAAAUUCGUAACAUUUGAAUCCAGAAGAGCAUUUCAGUGGCAUCUAUCUUUCUUCUUUCCAAUUUUAUCAAGGUCUCAUCCGUAGGUCAGUAUUGGAAAUAUUAAGUAGUUAUCAACGUCAUCUUUAAUGCUCUUGAAAUUUAACAGUUCUAUAUUUUAGUCAUUUUUGCUGUGCAAUUUUUGCUAGAUCACAUCUUCAUUUAAUUUAUUCCUGUAAUUACACUGUGUUUGUGAUCAUUCAUCCCAGAUAUAAGUAUGAGCUCACAACAUUAAACCGAUCAUUCGUGGUUAUGUGUGGAUGAUUGUUAUGUAGUCUAUCCUAUAUUAUGAUAUUUGUCUUUGAUAUGUUUAAUUGUAGACUAAAUAUAUGACUUUCGUUUUCGACCAGUCGUAUAAGAUCAAUCAACUUUGCUUGACUAUUUGCAAGACCUAGAAUCAGUGCAGACCUAGUGUCAUCUGCAAAAUGUAGAAUCUUUAUUUUAUGACCAUAAUUUAUUAGAUACCCUUUCCUAUCCUUCAAGUUUUAUUCUCAUAAUAUGCUCCCCAUAUAUAUUGAAUAAUUGUGCAGAUCAAGCACUUUAACCGAUCCCAUAGUGUGUUCGUAUAGUUCAGUUAUAAGAGAAAUUAGGCAGGUGUUGUGGUACCCCUACUUCUUUUCAGGGGCGGCCCGUCGGGGUAGGCAAGGUAGGCAACCCUCUUCAAAUGUAGUACAAUAAUAUAAAUUACUUAUUUCAAAAUUGUAAUUUAUAAAUUUUGACACAAUAUCUACAAUAAAAUAGCAAAAAUUAUCCAAAUUAUUUUUAAAAAUAUCCAAAAAUUUUUCUCCGUAGUUAUAAUUAUUGUACGCUCCUUGUAGUAUCAGUAGUACUGUAUAGAUUCUAUAUUCUCCUUGGUCAGGCACUCGGGAACGUAGCCUGAAAUAGAACGACGCCAACACUGAAUUGACGUGCGAUCUCUCUCUCUGUUUACGCGAGCAGGCCUGCUGCAGGUCUGCUCGUAGCGACCGUAUUCUACGAUUUUGAACGGGCGGAUAGGCACAGAGUCUUAUAGCCGGACCUACAAAAUUUUAUCAGUUGCUUCUCUUGUGUCUUGUGAAACUGUUUUAAAAUAAUUGUUUUUUGAUUUUGGCUGUUAUUAGUAGGUUAAGUAUUGAAUAAAACUAGGUAGGACAAUUUAAAUUUGUUUAUGAAAACUGAAUAAUGUGUUAUUAGAUUAUAUAGAUAAUUAAAAAUUUAAAGCGAGGUUAAUUGUUAACUUAUCAAUUUAUUUGAAUAGUAAAUUAUUAUUUGAUACAUAAAUAAAAUAAGUAAUAUUUGACGUUGUUGAAACGUAGGUGUGUUAGUUUUAUUGGUGGAAAAACUUUAGUCAUCGAAUAUGAAUAUUUUAAACGAUGUAAUAUGCAGUUUGAUCGAGACGCCUUUUUCAAGGCGCUAAAAUCAAGAAAGAUUAGUAAUUAUUUCAAUGGGCCGGCCUUUACAAAAUUUAACAAUUUUAUUCACAGAUAAGACAAAAGACAAUCAACCAUUUUCGAGAUCGUUUAAAACAAUAUGGUAUGAAAAUCAUAAAUGGCUAAGCGGAAGUUAUUUUAAAAAUUCACUUUUCUGUUGGCCUUGUCUGUUGCUCUCAAAUUUGAAGCAAAAUGUUUGGGUGAGUCAGGGAUAUUCAGAUUUGAAAAAUUUAUGAGCUAGUGUAAAAAAACAUGAAUCUUCGAAAGAACAUUUAAAUAAUUGCUUAGAUUUAAAACGGUUAGAAAAAAAUAAACAAACUACUGACAGUGCUUUCGCUGGACAUAUUUCUCUAUCUAAUGAGAUAUAUAAUGAAGAAGUUGAAAAAGAUUGAAGAAGUUGAAGAAAUUGAUGUUACAAUUCUUUUAGCAAAACAAGAACUUACAUUUCGCGGUCGUGAUGAGAGCCAUAAUUCUUCAAACAUGGGUAAUUUUAAAGAAAUUUUUAAUUUAGUAGUUAAACGCGAUCAGGAAAUCCAGGAUCAUGUUAAAAAAUAGAAGGGGUGUUCACGGGUUUGUCAAAAACAAUACAAAAUGAUUUAAUAGAUUGUCUUGCCGAUUACGUAAAAAAUGAAAUUUCAACAGAAAUUAAUGAAAGUCAAUUUUUUUCUAUACUAGCUGACGAUACUACUGAUAUAACCGAAAAAUCACAGUGUACUUUAACAAUCCGUUUUAUUAACAAAGUUGGUCAGGUAUCAGAAAGAUUUUUAGGGUUUUUUGAUGUUAGCGAUAAUAGAUCUGCAGACGCUCUAUAUAGUUUAAUUUCAAACGUACUUGAGCCAUAUGAUUACAAAAAUAAAUUAAUUGCUCAAUUUUACGAUGGUGCAAGUGUAAUGGCUGGCUCUUUAAACGGAUUACAAUCAAAAAUUAAAGUAGAUGCUCCAAAAGCAAUUUUUACACAUUGUUGCGCUCAUAGAUUACAUUUAGUAUUGCAAGACGGCUCAAAAUGUAUUACAAACUGUAGGAUAUUUUUUGUUGCCUAACCGAAGUAUAUGUGUAGCCUACCCGCAUACUGAGGUCACGAGCCGCCACUGCUUCUUUUAAUAUUUGUCAUAAGUGUCUCCACUCUACCCUGUAGAAUCUAUCUUAUAUUGCAGUUUGCUCCUGUGGAAUUUCUCUUUGAAGGAAUGCUUUCAGUCUCUCAUUGAUUAUAUUAUAUCUUUAUGCCUAUAUUAUAGGUCUUUAAUACCCAUUUGUAUUUAAUCUUUUCAUUGAAAAAUCAAGCAGACAUAGUACACAGAUCAAAUUCUCAAACACAAAUGUCCAAAAUAAAUAUUCUCUCUUAUCAAAGUUUUGUUUACUUUUUUUUUUUUCGGAAAAAACACCCUUCAACUUGAAAUGUUAUGGGUUUGUAGACACCUAGAAGAGACCAUAGACGAGUAUUGUAACAUUUUGCUAAAAAUAAAAUUAACUUUUAAACUUUUUUUAAGGUAAUUAUGCGAUAAUUUUUGUGAUACUGUAUAUUAUGUACUUUCGGUGUACAUGAUGUCUUUUUUGUACUUUUAGGGAAAAUAAAAUUUGAAAUAUGAUAAUAUUUAUAUAAAACAGGAAUGUUUUUGGUAAAAAUCAAAUAAAUUGAUAUAUUCAGUUUACAUAGAUGUGUAAAUUCAUUAAAUUUUAUCAAAAGUAUUCCUCUACUCUAAUGUAUUAAACCUUGUUUUCUCUAAAAUUACAACAAUUUAUGUAUACUCCAACUAUCAUUUACAUAAUGCCCUCAUUACAAGUUCUUAAGCAAAAUAUCUUAUUUUCCUAUUGCCACUUUUGUCUAAAUUGAAUAUUUUUAAAACUAUGCCUUCAACUAGUCCGUUCUUUAACGGUAAAAUAUUGCAAAAUCUCUAAAUUUUAAAGAACCGCUUGGAUUGACAUGAAAUUUGGCAUACACAUAGCUAACAAGUCAAAGAAAAAAAGUGAUAUUGUGCCGAUAUGUGCUUUUGCCCUGGGGGUGGUUUUCACCCCCUCUUGGGGGUGAAAAAAAUAUUCGUCCAAAGAAAGUCAGGAAAUGGAUAAACUGGCUAAUUUUAAGUAACUUUUGUUCUAUAGAGUUUUUUCACUAAGUCAAUACUUUUCGAGUUAUUUGGCAGUGAAUAUGUUAAUUUUUUCAACAAAAUAACCACGCUUUUAGACGGUUUUUCGCAAAUAACUCAAAUAGUAAGUAUUUUGUCGAAAAAACAUUCUUAGCAAACAUAUAGCCUGUAAAAAUUUUUAAAAAAUGGUGUAUAUAUCACGUCUCUACACGUAGUAGAAGCAUAGUUAUAGCUAAUGAAAAAUAGGUUCAUAUUCGUCAAAUUCCCAAUGGAAUACUUUAACGUGAAAUAACCAAAAAUGAAGCACAGUUCAGGGAAAACUCAUUACAAAUUAUUUAAAGUGUUUAAAAAAAGCUUCAUUUUUGUUUUAUAAAAAAAAUUCUAGCAUCAAAAUUAAACAAGUUACGCUCAAGAUAAAGUUAGUCCCUUUUGGUUUUGGUAAAAAAAUCGAGAAAAUCACCCCCUAAUUAGUAUCUUAAAUGAACUUAAUCGUUACGACUUCACAAGUUUCUUGACUCGUGUAUAUAUUGUUUAUAUAAUCUGUAAGUUUCAUCGGUUCAAAGUCCUUAUUAUUGAAAGGACUGUAGUUGAACGAGUCAUUGAUCACGAAUGUAUGCAAAUUUAGAAACACCAAAUCUUAAUCAAUUUUUGUCUAACAGAAAAACAAAAAAAUAUAUGAUAUUCAGAAAAGCAAAUCUGACUUUUUUUGUUUUUCGAGAUUUUUGGUAUCUCUAACAAUUUUUAAGUUAUUUUGAAAAAAAAGCAUAUUUUUCAAAAUUGAAAUUUUUAAAAAUUUUACUUUGAAACCAAAUUUUUUCAAAAAUAAGCACUUUGAAUCGAUAAAACUUACAGAUCAUAUAAAGACAAUAUAAGUAAAAUAAUUUGUGGAGCGGUAACGAUUAACUUUAUUUAAGUUGCUAAUUAGGGGGUGGUCUUCCCGAUUUUUUUUUUGCAAAAACAAAAGGGCCCAACUUUGUUUUGCGCGUAACUUGCUUAAGUUUAAUGCUAAAAACUUUUUGUAAAAACAGAAAUAAAGCUUUUUUUAAACACUUUAAAAAAGUUAUAAUGGGUUUUCCCCAAAAAGUGCUUAAUUUUUUGGAUAUUUCACGUCGAAAUAUUCUAUUUGAAAUUUGGUGAAUAUGAAUCUAUUUUUCAUUGGCUAUAACUCUGGUUCUAUGAAAUUCAGAGACCUAACGCGUACACCAUUUUUUUUUACUUUUUUAUAAGCUAUAUUUUUGCUAAGAACGUUUUUUUCGACAAAAUACUUACUUUUUGAGUUAUUUGCGAAAAACCGUCUAAAAAUGUGGUUAUUUUGUUGAAAAAUGAACAUAUUCACUCGCAAAUAACUCGAAAAGUGUUGACUUGGCGGAAAAGCUCUAUAGAACAAAAGUUACUUAAAAAUAGUCAGUUUACCCAUUUCCGGACUUAUUUUGGACAUAUAUUUUUUCACCCCCAAGAGGGGUUGAAAAUCACCCCCAGGGCAAAAGAACACAUCGGCACAAUAUCACUUUUUUUCUUUGACAUGUAAGCUAUACGUAUGCCAAAUUUCAUGUAAAUCCAAGCGGUUCUUUAAAAUUUAGAGCAAAAACCGUGAACGAAUGGACUAAACCAGCUAUCACCUUGUAAACCUUAUGAUAUUUCAUUAAUUGUUUUUAUAUCCAUUUUAAAUUUUGUUGUGUGCUGUUUUUUUUAGAAUUUUUAAUGAUGUUUUUCGAUUACAUUUCAUUGUAUAAGGUAAUAGUAGUAAAAUAGCAUAUACAGUGGUCCUAGAACAAAUAAUCCCUGUACAAAAAUCGCCACAAUUAUUCCUGGACGAAAAAUCCACAGACAAAAGAUCCCACAAAUAAUCCCCGGACAAAUAAAUGCUGGACAAAAAAUCCCCAAGAAAUAUUUGCUGCCGAAUAGUUCUCAAAAGUUUUCACAUGAACGCAAUCGACGAAAAUGUUUUUCAACCUCAGUGUGUGAGAGUAUAGCAAUCGCCUGAAACCGCUCGAGCCGAAGGCGAGUGAAAUUAUGUCCAAAGUGUCACGAGGGCAAAAAUUCUAUAUUAAUUUUAGAGAUCGAGUGCAAUUUGUUGCGAUUAUUUCAUGAAUAAAACUGUUCAAAACCAAAAUUUUAUUGUAAUUUAUUUAUAUAAGUACAAAUUAGUACAAUUAAACACACAGUUGUUAUAAAUAUUUUACGGUUGAAAGUCAUCACUUUUAUAAUUUUUAAAACAUUAAUUGUCAUUAAUGUCACUGAAUGUAUUUUUUCGUAGCAACGAAGGGCACCUGACGUAAUAUACUUGACGACGGGAAAUUAUCAAAAAUUAUCAGUUUAAUUUAGAUUUCUGUAGCUUUCUAUUGGUCAGAAUCUCCUAUGAAUGAAAUAAUCAGGUUUAAUAUCACAAGAGAGUGAGAAUAAAUUGAAAAUAAUGUGACAGUUUUUUUUCUGAAAAUAAAAUUAUAUAAUAAAUAUACUUACAAUCAUAAAAUGUAUAAAAAAAAAUAAAAAAAAAAAAGAAUGUGUGUGUACUUCGUACGCACGUAAGAAGUUAUACUUCUAUUAUAUGAUUUAAACGAAAUUAAUAUACUUUUUAUUUAUAUUUUGUUUAAAUAUUAAACUAAUUUAUACUUACUACUUCUCAAACAUUUUUAUUAGAACAGUGCCAAAAAUUAAAAUAAUAAAAGAAUAAAACACACACAAACACAUUAUAAACACAUUAUUAAACAAGCCACAAAUGAUGUCUGAACAUUAAUUGUCGAAAAUUUUUUUAACUAAAUACGUAUUUUCUGAAAAUACAAUUAUAUAAUAAAUAUACUUACAAUCAUAAAAUGUAUUAAAAAAACAAAAAAGAAAGUUUCUAUUGGGACUCGAACCAGCGCUGAUCAGCGCGGUUGGUAUUGGAAUUCAUUCGCCUUCUACGCUUAGCCACGGACAUUAUGUGUCAUUAUUUACGAAGAUCGACUAACUAAACGGAUUAAACUUGUGAUAUUUUGAUAUUUUGAAAAUUGAUCAAAUUAUUUUAAUUUUGAAUUGAAAUGAUUUAGAAUUGAAAAAAUACAACAAAACAUAGAGUAAAAAAACAAUAUAUUAGGUGAAUAUUGAUAGAAAUUUUGAUGGUAAUCAAAUUAUAUAAAUAAAAGUAUUACAUACUAUGUAUUUUGGCAGAUCAAAUAGGUAGGUUUAUACCCAUGAUACAUUAACAAUUAUUACGUACCUGUUGCUUUUAAAAACUAUUUAAAAGUCACUACAAUAUUAUAAACUUUUUUGUUUCUGUCCUCACAACAAUAAAACUAAUAUAUUAUACAUUUGUUUACCUUUACCUUUACCUCCAAACCACAGCUGUCCUACAGCUGCCAUAUCGGAUAAUUUUUGACAUGGCAUUUGAACAUCCAAUCAGAACAAAGUUAUAAUGCGCAUGCGCCGGGCUGAUAGGUUUUAACAUAUAAAAAUUCACCCUCUAUCGCCGGUAAAGAAGUAUAACUUCAAUAAAAGUUUUUAUUCGCCACGGAGGCAAUGUGUCAUUAUGUGCGAAGAUCGACUAACUAAACGGAUUAAGCUUUUGACAUUUUUGAAUUAAAUUAAUUAUUUUGAUUUUGAAUUGAAAUGAUUUAGAAUUGAAAAAAUACAACAAAACAUAGAGUAAGAAAACAAUAUAUUAGGUGAACAUUGAUAGAAAUUUUGAUGGUAAUCAAAUUAUGUAAAUAAAAGUAUUACAUACUAUGUAUUUUGGUAGGUUCAAAUAGGUAGGUACCUAUGAUACAUUUACAAUUAUUACGUACCUGUUGCUUUUAAAAACUAUUUAAAUGUCACUACAAUUAUAAACUUUUGUGUUUCUGUCCUCACAACAAUAAAACUAAUAUAUUAUACAUUUGUUUACCUUCAUAUUGAACAAUUAUUUAUUAUUGACAGAUCAUUUCAACACCCAAUCAGAGCCCGUAUAACGACUAAUACCAUACUGUCGGUGUGCGCAUGCGCGCAGAUCAAUAUAAAUUCACCCUCAAUCUCAAUCGCGCCUAAAGAAGUAUAACUUCAAUAAUCAUUGUAAUGCAAAAAAAACCUUUCGUUUCAGAUUGUUUUCAGGACCAGCAGUUAUCAUCACGAAUGGGCAAUGGUUUGAACAGAAUUAUUCAAAGCAGAAUUAGAAAAAGAUUUAAGCGAAUAAUUACAACAUGAUUCCCACAGCCUCAGCUCAUUCCCCAUAUUUUCCACGAUUUUUUAAAAAACUCGCUCUUUUGUCAUGUAAAAUUUAAAGUUGUCGGCAUAGAAUUGGAAUUUGAAACUUGGUAAUCAGAAAUUACAAUUCAUGCUUAAUCUGAAUUGCUAAUAAUUAUUUUCAUGACGAAAAGCGGUUUCAUGGUGAUUGCUAUACUCUCGCGCAUUAAGGCUGAAAAACAUUUGCGUUCACGUGAAAACUUUUGAGAAGUAUUCGGCAGCAAAUAUUUCUUAGGGAGUUUUUGUGGGGCUUAUUUGACCGGAAUUUUUUGUCCAGGGACUAUUUGACCUAACCCCUAUACAGUGCCCUAAAUAUUUUUGUCAAUCAUGCUUUUAAAUUGCACUGAGUGUAGAGUUGUAAUGAAUACAAGAUAGACUGUUGCAUUUUGAAAAUUAGGGGGGGGGUGAAAAAUCUUCAAAAAUUGCGUUACGGAGUGCGUUACGUAGGGGGGAGGGGGGGGGUAAAAAAUCUUCAAAAAUCGCGUUACGUAAUACUUGAACGCUCCCAUACGUUGUGAAAUAAAAAGAGAUGAAACUAGUAGAGGUACAAAAUUUAGCGAUAGAAACCUAUAAGUUUACAUUAUAUUGAUUGUUUCCCACCUUUAGGCGCAUCCGACGAGUUUGGCAACUGUCACUGUGACAGUUUUAGUUGACAUACUCCUCUGGUACCUCUAAUAGGUGGGAAACAAUCAAUGUACUAUAAAUUUAUAGGUUUCUAUCGCCAAAUUUCCCACCUUGAUUUUGCUGGUUAUUAGCGUGAUGAUCACUUUAUACGCAUUCAUUUUAGUUAAAGAAAUACAUUUUUCAUUGAUAAACUUUUCUGACUUAGUAAUAGAGGUUUUCUUAAUUGAACAUUAGAUGCAGCAGUUUUAUUUUGUGUAAUCUAUAAUGUUAAUUGUAAUUACAUAUUUUACUUUGUUAGAUUUAUAUACAUCUGCUUUCUAUAAAUGAGAAAAUAUCAGUUAAUCAAAAAAAUAAUAUUUUACAGGUUUGUCAAAAGUAUGGAAGUUGUUUAAUAAGUUUAAAAUAAACUUAUUCAAGUUAUGUUGAGAAAUUUUUGUAUUCCAAUCAAAACAUUGAAACUAAUUGUGUAGUAGCUGUAAAGUUUGAUUAUAAAUAGUUAAUAGAUA
This is a messenger RNA of Diabrotica virgifera virgifera (western corn rootworm), 10126 nucleotides long. RefSeq names its product zinc finger Ran-binding domain-containing protein 2. The record is from RefSeq and is a predicted model, not a curated record. The coding region runs from base 128 to 766 and encodes 212 amino acids. Gene Ontology annotation, biological process: RNA processing. Gene Ontology annotation, molecular function: lipopolysaccharide binding; RNA binding. The transcript has 2 exons. NCBI's taxonomy places the organism in Eukaryota, Metazoa, Arthropoda, Insecta, Coleoptera, Chrysomelidae.